GUGUGCUCUUCUUUUCAACAAGAAACUUGGAACACUGGAGCCCUGAUUGUGAAGAAGCGCGCAGAAUACACACUUGCGGCGAACACAUGAAGAAACCGAAGCCAACUCUGUUGAGCCCCAAUUGGGUUCAACUUCAAGAAAAGCUGAAGCCGAAUGGCUCCAAGGCUUCAAGGACCUUCAAAAAUUCUGAUGAAGACACCCCAGAAUCAAUAUUGGGGAAACGUAAAGAGAGACCAGAUGAUGAACCCAACGAUUGUCAGAUUAAUCCUCUUGCUCCUAUAAAUGACGAUUCAAGUUUGACAGAUGCAGUGGCCAUGGAUUGUGAAAUGGUAGGCGUAGGUCAAGGGAACAAAAGUGCUCUUGGAAGAGUAACACUGGUCAAUAAGUGGGGAAAUGUUAUUUAUGACGAGUUUGUCCGGCCAAUUGAGCGAGUUGUUGACUUCCGGACUAAAAUUAGCGGCAUAAGACCUCGAGAUCUUAGAAAAGCAAAGGAUUUUUGGGCUGCUCAGAAGAAAGUGGCAGAGUUGAUCAAUGGAAGGAUCCUUGUUGGUCAUGCCUUGUCCAAUGAUCUUAAGGCAUUAUUAUUAAGUCAUCCCAGAAAGGAUAUACGGGAUACCUCCGAAUACCGACCAUUUUUAAACCGGUCAAGUAGCAGGAGAGCACUGCGGCAUCUUGCUGCCGAACAUCUUGGUGUUAACAUCCAAACAGGAGAGCACUGUCCAGUAGAAGAUGCUCGUGCUGCAAUGCUGCUUUACCAAAGAAAUAGAAAAGAAUGGGAGAAGAACAUAAAAGAUCAAUUUCGGUUGAAACAGAAGCAAAGGAAAUCAAAGCAAAAAAAGAAACAGAAGAAUGAAGACGUUUCAAAUGCCAACCAUGUUGAAAUUUGAUCAGGGAACCUCUCCUACAAUGGUUAUUGCAUUGCUUAAAUUAGAAUUCGAAAUGCAAGUAAAAGAAACAGUUUUUUCUGUCAUAAGAUCAAUAUUUUUGCGGUAGCUCACACACUCUUGUUCUGGUUUGCUCUUUCUCUCCAAGUAGGAUUUUCAGUUUUAGUGAGUAAAGGAUAUUCACUUCAAAUUAAAUGAAGAGUGUAUGCAUCAUUAUUUCUUGUUUUAGAGAACAGGUUCGGGGUUAGAGAAGUUUUUAUCGUGACUCAUAAUUUAUUUUCUAUCGAGAUGCUUCUAUCCAAUCGAUUAA
Molecule: messenger RNA, 1194 nt
Organism: Glycine soja
Lineage: Eukaryota; Viridiplantae; Streptophyta; Magnoliopsida; Fabales; Fabaceae
Product: RNA exonuclease 4-like
Exons: 9
Coding region: 87-887 (266 amino acids)
Biological process (GO): rRNA processing
Cellular component (GO): nucleus
Molecular function (GO): nucleic acid binding; 3'-5' exonuclease activity
Source: RefSeq, a predicted model, not a curated record